AUGUCAUAUCCAAACCAGUGGUCAAGCAACACCAUGAUUCCUCCUGGGACAAAUAUCUCAGCUCAGAGUGAGACACUUCAAAACACCGCUAUUUUCAAUCCUUUUCAACCCAACACCUCACUUCGACAGCCUUCCUUGCAAGUGCAACUUAAUCAAGCCCAAAACCCAACAGGAUUUUGUCCACCUGGUGCUUUUUCUUUUCUUUACCCGCCUUUCAUGGCGGCCGCUCUAGCAGCACAAUCAAACACUGCUGCUGUGCAGUCUGGGCAGGGUCCUCGUUUUGGUAUUCCUCAGCCCUCCCCUGGUGCUAAUGCUGCCGCAGCAGCUUUGAGGGGACCAGCACUUCUGACUGCUCCUACUGGUAUUCAAGGUACAGUUACUCCUCAGCAACCUCAAGGUGCCCCUGGAGCUUUGUAUUUCCCUGGAAUACACCUCGCUCCGGCCUUUCCCGGUGCCCCUACAGCUCCAUCAUUUCCUCAUGGGGCUCCACUCUCUCAACAACAUAGUGGAAGUUUUCUUUCGUCAUCUCUUCGUAACUACGAGCCGUUGAAACACUUUGGAGGUCCAGGUCCAAUUCUAAAUCACAAGAAAAACAAGUCGAUGACGACAUCGAAAACAAAUUUGUACAUAACAGGUUUGUCAGAAUCCGACACAGAUGAGACUGUAAGAGCUCUUGUUGAGGAUGUUGUUCAUCCCAAGUCCUGUAAAGCUAUGCUGCUUAAUGGAAAAUGUAAAGGCUCUGGUUUCAUCGACUGCGUGACUGCUGAGGAUGCCGUUAAGGCCUUGAACCACUUAACAGAAAUAUCGAGAAACGGUGGCCGGCAGUUGGUGGUUAAAUAUGCUCUUGAAAAUGAGAAAGAUUCUUACAAUAUUUAUGUGAGAAAUCUACCCAAGACGAACUUCUCUAAGGAUGCUCUUAUGAGCCUCUUUACUCCUUACGGUCAGGUGACUUCGGUCAAACUACUUGAAACUGAAGGAGUUUUUACGGGCAUUGGAUUUGUACGGUUUGCUUCAGCAGAACAGGCUCGUCAUGCAGUGGAAAGCGUAAACGAGAAGCGCUAUAUUCUUUGUGAGCCUGAUGUGGCCAACGGCAAUGUUACUAUGAAGCCAGUAACCUGCAAAUUGGCUGACAAAGCGGAUCCAAAACGGCGUGCUGCAGCCGUUGCGGCCGCGGCAGCUACUGCCAUGUCCGGAGGAAACAUUCCUCCGACUGCCGCUUCACCUUCCGCGUGCCGGCAAAACAAGUUACACAACUCUCGUCCACAUGGUGUCCACGGUGGACAUCCUCAGCAGCAGCAAAUUUUGUCGCAGGCAUCUCAGGGCGCUUUUGAUAUGCAUUUACAAGGACAACAAGUAGCUGCUGCUGCAGCGGCUCAGAAUCAACAAGCUCAGAAUAUGGCGAAUGCACUAGCCACUCUUAAUCAGAAUCACCAAAUUCCGCCUGGAUUGAUCUAUCAAACCGGCAUGGUUCAAGAUGCGGCAACGAAUAUGUUUGCAGCAGCAGUAGCAGGAGGUUAUCUUCCCCCUACACCGGCACCAAAUGGACUACGUGGAGCAAUUCCGAAUCUCCUCCAGUCGCCUCCACGCCUGGCUACGGCUCCAAAUGAUACUGGUUCGAAUCUACCCGCUGGUGGCACCACUCCUUGUACAACCAAUUCCUCAAACUCUACAGGCCUACUUGAAAUGCCAAGCCAAUCAUCACCUGGUGGCGAUCAAUCUCAACAACAGGCAGUUUCACAACAGCAGCUACUCCAACAGCAACAAGUUGCCGCUGUGAAUGGACAUUCACCGUCCCCUGCUGUGGAUUCACGAUAUGCUCAUAUGGCUGCUGCUUUUGCUGCCGCUAAUAAUGCCAUGAUUUACCCCCCAUCCAGUCACCAGUUCCCUCGGGUCUCUUCCCAGCAACCAUUAGUGCAGUCGACUUAUUCAAUUGCAAAUCCCCACCAAACUCAACAAAAUCCCUACGCCCAACCGCCGAAUGCUGUAGAUCUCAUGGCGGAACAAUUGCAAUCACUUUCUUUAGGUGGUGGUGGUAGACAACCACAGGCUGGUCAACCUGGAGGUCAACAACCGGCUGCCUUUUAUCCAGCUGAUUGGCAGGCUGCUGCAAUGGCUGCUGCAGCUGGGUUCCAAACUGGUCUCCCUACUACCGGCUCAUAUCAGCCAGUAACUUCUGGGUCCGAUGCUGCCUAUGUGGAUCAAACGCUUGCUCUACUGAACAGCUAUGUUGCACCUCAGCUUCUCCAAACGCAGCAACCUCCCGUUGCAUCCACUCAUUCACCACCCGCAACAGCUACUCAGCAGGUGGGUGAGGGAUUGGGCAACGAAGAGGUAGAAAAGGAGCCCACAACUAAAUCCGAAAUUGAAAGUGCGACCAAGGAGGAACUGAAAAAAACUGCAGGAGGGAAAGUUGGAGGGGAGGAAGGAGGCAUGGGUAGUGCUGAAGAAGAAAAGCAGCAGUCUUCACCUUCUUCGUCUUGA
This is a messenger RNA of Rodentolepis nana, 2481 nucleotides long. The record is from the annotation of a GenBank genome assembly. NCBI's taxonomy places the organism in Eukaryota, Metazoa, Platyhelminthes, Cestoda, Cyclophyllidea, Hymenolepididae.